Messenger RNA from Lathyrus oleraceus (garden pea), 783 nucleotides. RefSeq names its product cyclin-D3-3. Lineage: Eukaryota; Viridiplantae; Streptophyta; Magnoliopsida; Fabales; Fabaceae. Bases 40 to 615 code for a protein of 191 amino acids. The record is from RefSeq and is a predicted model, not a curated record. The transcript has 3 exons.
GAAUCUAGAUUUAAGUUUGAAGCUAAGACUAUACAGAGAAUGGAGCUUUUGGUGUUGUCUACUUUGAAAUGGAGGAUGCAUCCGGUGACUCCAAUUUCCUUCUUUGAACACAUUGUUAGAAGGCUUGGUUUGAAGAGCCGUUUGCACUGGGAGUUUAUGUGGCGUUGUGAGAGGGUUCUUCUUCAUGUCAUUGCUGAUUCAAAGGUUAUGAUGAGUUAUCUUCCUUCUACAUUGGCCGCUGCUACAAUGAUCCAUGUAAUUAAAGAGAUUGAACCAUUUAAUGCAACUGAGUACAUUAAUCAGCUAUUGGAUUUACUAAAGAUUAGUGAGGAACAAGUGAACCAAUGCUACAAGCUUAUGCUGAAGCUAUUAGUUUCCGAUGAUGGCAUUUAUAGUCUUCACCAGAAACGGAAGCGAGUAUCUGAACCAAGUAGCCCGGGUGGUGUCAUUGACGCUUCUUUCAGCUGUGAUAGCUCAAAUGAUUCAUGGACCGUGGCAUCGUCUGUUUCUCUUUCAGUGCAGCCGAUGUUUAAGAGGAGCAGAGCUCAGGACCAGCAGAUGCGACUUCCUUCUGUGAAUCGUGUGUCUAUCGAUGUCCUUAAUAGCCCUCGUUAAUAAUGAACGAUCUUAGUAUUUUUACUUCAAAUGUGGUAGUUCUCUUUCACAUAAUUCUGGUGGCAGUUAUGUUAUUGAUUCCAAUUACAUUAUGUUCUAAUUACCAUAUACAUUUCUAGCCAAACAUUUGAAAAUGAAUGGAAUGAGGCAGAAGCUGAGAUUCCUUCA